AUGAAGAUACUAUUGUUGAUCGCAACAGCCCUGCCAUUCAUUACUUGCCAAGAUAUUCCAGGCGGAAAGCAUGCAUUGAAUGUAAGCCUGACAGAUCCCAAUGUCGUGCUUGCGCUGAAUGCUGUUAAUGAGCUGUACAAAACCAAUGGUGACCAGAGACUUAGAACUGGUGUAGAAGUUGUCUCAGCCACUUCACAGAUUGUUGCUGGUGUGAAAUACACAUACACAAUCAAAGUCUCAGGUGGUGAUGCGAAUGAGCUGUGCACUGUUUCUAUCUUGCGCCAGCCAUGGAUUUCUGACAAACCCGCACUGCUAGGAGAACCUACAUGUGUUCCAGAGAAGGCUGGAGCUGCCCCACCUGCUGCUUUGGUUGGAGGUCAGGUGGAUGUUAGUUUUUCUGAUCCAGAUGUACAGAAAGCUGUCCAAUUUCUGGAGAGCAAAAUUAAUGCCAAAUCCAACGGUUUGUACUAUCUCAAGGCCACUGGCGCUAGCAAGGUCACAAAACAGGUGGUAAAUGGAAUCAUUUACAGAUUCUAUGCCGUUACCUAUGCUGAAAGUCAGUGCACGCAAAAUGAUGUGAAAACAGGAGACCAACAAACUGUGUGCUGUGGAUGCCAAUGCUCCAGUGCGAGAACUGUGCUCAGAUGA
Messenger RNA from Candidula unifasciata, 648 nucleotides. NCBI's taxonomy places the organism in Eukaryota, Metazoa, Mollusca, Gastropoda, Stylommatophora, Geomitridae. The record is from the annotation of a GenBank genome assembly.